AUGGUGGUGCCCAUCGCCAGCGGACCAGAAGCUCCAACAAAAACCACAGAAACUUCAACAACAACCACAGAAUCUCCAACAACCACACCAACUCCAACUACAACCACAGCAGCUCCAACAACAACCACAGAACCUCUAACAACAACGACAGAAGCUCCGACAACCACACAAGCUCCAACUACCACCACACUAGCUCCAACAACAACCACAGAAGCUCCAACAACCACAGCAGAUCCAACAACAACCACACCAGCUCCAACUACAACCACAGAAGCUCCAACAACCACAGAAGCUCCAACAACCACAGAAGCUCCAACAACAACCACAGAAACUUCAACAACAACCACAGAAUCUCCAACAACUACACAAACUCCAACUACAACCACAGCAGCUCCAACAACAACCACAGAACCUCUAACAACAACCACAGAAGCUCCGACAACCACACCAGCUCCAACAACAACCACAGCAGCUCCGACAACAACCACAGACGCUACAUCAACAACCACAGACGCUACAUCAACAACGACAACAACAACCACGGCAGCUCCAACAACAACCACAGAAACUUCAACAACAACAACAACAGAAUCUCCAACAACCACACCAACUCCAACUACAACCACAGAACUUCCAACUACAACCACAGAAGCACCAACAACCACAGCAGACCCAACAACAACCACAGCAGCUCCAACUACAACCACAGAAGCUCCAACAACCACAGAAGCUCCAACAACAACCACAGAAGCUCCAACAACAACCACAGAAACUUCAACAAAAACCACAGAAUCUCCAACAACCACACCAACUCCAACUACAACCACAGCAGCUCCAACAACAACCACAGAACCUCUAACAACAACCACAGAAGCUCCGACAACCACACAAGCUCCAACUACCACCACACUAGCUCCAACAACAACCACAGAAGCUCCAACAACCACAGCAGAUCCAACAACAACCACACCAGCUCCAACUACAACCACAGAAGCUCCUACAACCACGGCAGCUCCAACAACAACCACAGAAACUUCAACAACAACCACAGAAUCUCCAACAACCACACCAACUCCAACUACAACCACAGCAGCUCCAACAACAACCACAACAACAACCACAGAAUCUCCAACAACCACACCAACUCCAACUACAACCACAGCAUCUCCAACAACAACCAUAGAACCUCCAACAACAACCACAGAAACUUCAACAACAACCACAGAAUCUCCAACAACCACACCAACUCCAACUACAACCACAGCAGCUCCAACAACAACCACAGAACCUCUAACAACAACCACAGAAGCUCCGACAACCACACAAGCUCCAACUACCACCACACUAGCUCCAACAACAACCACAGAAGCUCCAACAACCACAGCAGAUCCAACAACAACCACACCAGCUCCAACUACACCCACAGAAGCUCCUACAACCACGGCAGCUCCAACAACAACCACAGAAACUUCAACAACAACCACAGAAUCUCCAACUACCACACCAACUCCAACUACAACCACAGCAGCUCCAACAACAACAACAACAACCACAGAAACUCCAACAACAACCACAGAAUCUACAACAACCACACCAACUCCAACUACAACCACAGCAGCUCCAACAACAACCACAGAACCUCUAACAACAACCACAGAAGCUCCGACAACCACACAAGCUCCAACUACCACCACACUAGCUCCAACAACAACCACAGAAGCUCCAACAACCACAGCAGAUCCAACAACAACCACACCAGCUCCAACUACAACCACAGAAGCUCCAACAACCACAGAAGCUCCAACAACAACCACGGCAGCUCCAACAACAACCACAGAAACUUCAACAACAACCACAGAAUCUCCAACAAACACACCAACUACAACUACAACCACAGCAGCUCCUACUUCAACCACAGAACCUGUAGCUACAACCACAGAAGUUCCAACAACCACAGAAGCUCCAACAACAACCACAGCAGCUCAAACA
This is a messenger RNA of Gambusia affinis (western mosquitofish), 1989 nucleotides long. Its product is annotated as mucin-2-like. The annotation marks the transcript as partial. The transcript is spliced from 5 exons. The record is from RefSeq and is a predicted model, not a curated record. Lineage: Eukaryota; Metazoa; Chordata; Actinopteri; Cyprinodontiformes; Poeciliidae.